AUGCCUGAACCUCCCGAAAUCUUCCGUCGGCCAUCGCGUGAUGACCCACCCCGUCCUCCUGAGCCUCGACUCGGCUUGAAACAAGACGACAUUGAUAAGGCCGAACUUAACAGAAUAGCCGAGCAGGCGGCAGUGACAGCUACUGAGAGCUUCAAGCCCGCAACACUGCAAGGUGUUAAAGACCCUGCCAUUGAGAAAUGGACCUCGCCUCUGGCCGACCUGUCACGCCAAAAUCUUCCCAAUAUUUCUGGCAAGUCAGAGAAGAGACUGAGAAGUGUCGUCGAGCGCGACAUCGUCUCGGACCCGAAUCAGUACCCUUGGUGCACCAUCGGCAAAGUCUUUGUCGGAUGGAACAGCAACUUUGCCAGUCCAAUCUGGACGGGUUCCGGCUGUCUCAUCGGCAAGAAUAUCAUAUUGACAGCUAGCCACGUCGCUCCUUGGGGCAAGCCAGGAUGGUGGAUGCGAUUCGUCCCAGCAUAUGAUGAAGGGGUGGAGCGAUUUGGUUCUUCUUAUAUCUCAGAGUUUCGGGGAGUGAAGAACACCAACAACGUCGAAGGGCUGGACUACGUCGUCUGCCUGCUGUACGAUCCACUCGGUGGUACAUGCGGCUGGAUGGGGAGCCAGUGGUGGGGAAAUGAUAGCGAGUACGAGCGCCGCCGUUGGAUCAGCGUGGGGUAUCCAGGCAAUUCCCUGAACGCUCAGGUACCCAUGGUUGAGAAAAACAUCGCUGUCAACGACGUGGACAAUGACCAGGACGGCAAAAAGCUCGAGACAAAUAACCUUUUUUCCUCGCCCGGUUGGUCUGGAGGGCCGAUGUGGAAUUUCCUUGGUGCAGACUCAGCGUCAGAUCCCAGAGUUGUCGGUGUGAUGAGCGGGUGGGAGAAGGAGUCAUUCCUCUGGUGGACUAUCGAGGAAGAUGAUGUUUCGGCGGGCGGAGCGUAUAUGACGAACCUUGUGAUCUGGGCAGAGAGGAACUGGCCGAGCUCAUAA
Messenger RNA from Penicillium alfredii, 990 nucleotides. RefSeq names its product trypsin-like serine peptidase. The coding region runs from base 1 to 990 and encodes 329 amino acids. Lineage: Eukaryota; Fungi; Ascomycota; Eurotiomycetes; Eurotiales; Aspergillaceae. The transcript has a single exon. The record is from RefSeq and is a predicted model, not a curated record.